Chironomus riparius is the source of this 1951-nucleotide messenger RNA. Lineage: Eukaryota; Metazoa; Arthropoda; Insecta; Diptera; Chironomidae. The record is from the annotation of a GenBank genome assembly.
CGCUUUAAUCUCUUCUUAACCUCAGCAAUAUCCUAAUUUGUUUUAGUACAGCACCAAUAACAUUUUAGUACAGCUGCCUGCCUCGAAAAAGAAUCAGUAGCAAAAAUUCAUUAUUUACAGAAAAUUUUAUGAUUAAAUUUAAUUCACUCAUAAUUCUCGAGCUAAUUUGAUAAUGUCAUCACCGGAAAGUGACAAAAGCCGUAAAUAUGAUCGCCAAAUAAGAUUGUGGGGAGAUCAUGGACAGAGCUUGCUUGAAAACUCACAAAUCUGCUUAAUUAAUGCAAACGCAUUAGGUACUGAGAUUCUCAAAGGACUCGUGUUGCCAGGAAUCGGAAGUUUCACAAUAAUUGACCAUAAUCUCGUCACGGAAGAAGAUAUUGGGUCCAAUUUCUUUCUCGAAUCAUCGUCAUUAGGACAAAAUAGAGCAAAAUGUUGUACGCAAUAUCUGCAGGAACUAAAUCCAGACGUAAAUGGCGAAUCAAUUGAUGAGAACGUCGAUAACAUAAUUGCCAAUAAUUCUGACUUCUUUAAGAACUUUUCGGUAGUUGUUGCAUGCUCAUUGACUGAGAAAUCCUUGAUAAAGUUGUCGAAUCUUUUAUGGGAUUUCAAUAUUCCAUUAAUAGCAUGUAAGUCACUUGGAUUCUUUGGCAUCGCUCGUGUACAAAUGAAGGAAUAUUGUGUAGUUGAGACACAUCCAGACAAUAAGCAUCAUGAUUUAAGAUUAGAAGAACCAUUUGAAGCAAUGCUCGAGUAUUGUGAGAAAAUUGAAUAUGGAUCAAAAGUUCCUUGGCUUGUUAUCCUGUUUAAGCACAUCCAAGAAUAUAAAAAGACUCACGAUGGAAACUUACCUGAAACGUAUAAGGAAAAGAUAGAAUUAAAGGACAUGAUACGUAGCAGCAUGACAGCAGACGAAGAGAAUUUCGAAGAAGCAAUUAGGUCUGUUAAUAGCAGUUUUGGAGGCGGUAAGCCAAACUCAACAAUUCAACACAUUCUCAACGACGAGAGCUGUACAAAAUUAAGUAAAUGUAGUUCAUCAUUUUGGAUCAUGGCUCAUGCAUUAAAAGACUUUAUUAAUAAAGAAGGAACUGGAUAUUUGCCGCUUCCAGGAAAUAUCCCUGACAUGACAGCAGAAACAGCCUUAUACAUUAAUCUACAAAAUGUUUAUCGUGCAAAGGCAUUACAAGAUGCUGAUGUGAUUUUCCGUCGUGUUCAAGAACUACUCGAAGAGCUUAACAAGUCAUGUGAUUCAAUUACGGAGAAAGAAGUUCGUCUCUUUUGUCGUGAAGCUGCUUAUUUGUCUGUAACUCGCGGAAGUAAGAUUGCAGACGAAUAUGAAAAAGGAUCAAAUUCAGCACUAGUAUCCAGCGAAUUGGAGAAUAUUGAAUCAUUAAUGGGACAUUAUGUAGCACUAAGAAGUCAAGAUCGAUUCGUGACUGAACAUGGCUGCAUGCCUGGCGAAAUUCAAGUUGAUAUUGACGUGGCAAGGAUUAAAAGUCAAGCAAGUCGAUUAUUAAAUGAUUGGGGAAUCAAUGCACAGCUUAAUGAUGAUUUAUUCCACGAAAUUUGUCGUUAUGGAGGUGCUGAAAUUCAUACAAUAUCCGCAUAUCUUGGCGGCUGCAUUGCUCACGAAGUCAUUAAGCUUGUAACGCGUCAGUAUAAGCCUUUUGACAACACUAUCAUUUACGAUGGCAUAACAUCCCAAUGUGUUACUUAUAAGUUUUAAAUCAAUUAAAUUAAGUCAAACACUUGUUGUUACUGUACUUUUCCUUCUCUACUUCCAAUUGAUGUUUUUGUGUCGAUGAGAGGGAAAAGUUCGUGUUUUUUUUUUUGGAGAAAUAAAAAAGAGUAAAUAAGGUUUUUGCAUAAAAUGUGCUGUAUUGUUAUUUGGUUUUAAGCUAGGGUCUAAGCUAGGUCUUGAUUUAUGCAACUUCUGGAUUUGUUUAAAAAAUUU